This is a messenger RNA of Erythranthe guttata (spotted monkey flower), 1927 nucleotides long. RefSeq names its product aminopeptidase (DUF3754). The record is from RefSeq and is a predicted model, not a curated record. NCBI's taxonomy places the organism in Eukaryota, Viridiplantae, Streptophyta, Magnoliopsida, Lamiales, Phrymaceae.
GGCGUUCUCGAUUCUGUGUCGGUUCUCAGUUCUCUGGAUUACAACGAAACCCAAAGCACCAAGACAAGAAAGAAAACCCGCUCCAGCUGAAAGAAAGAAUGGCGACAACGGAGACGACGGCGAAGCUGAGCAAAAACAAAGACGUGAUCCGGUUGGAGAGAGAAUCCGUUAUUCCUAUCCUCAAGCCGAAGCUCACCGUUCAUUUGGCUAACCUCAUUGAACAUAGUUCUGAUCGUGCUGAGUUUUUGAAACUCUGCAAGAGAGUCGAGUACACAAUCCGAGCUUGGUACAUGUUGCAGUUUGAGGACCUUAUGCAACUCUACUCCCUCUUUGAUCCUGUUCAUGGCACUCAGAAGUUGCAGCAGCAGAACUUAUCUGCUGAUGAAAUUGACAUUCUCGAACAGAAUUUCUUGAGAUACUUGUUUCAGGUUAUGGAAAAAAGCAAUUUUAAGAUAGCCACCGAGGAAGAAAUCGAUGUUGCACAUUCAGGGCAAUAUCUACUCAAUCUUCCGAUCACAGUUGAUGACUCCAAGCUUGAUAAGAAGCUUUUGAAGACUUACUUUGAAGCCCAUCCUCACGAGGACCUCCCGGAUUUUUCAGAUAAGUACAUAAUCUUCCGACGUGGGAUUGGCAUUGACAAGACAACUGAUUAUUUUUUUAUGGAGAAAGUGGAUGCAAUGAUUGCACGUUUCUGGGCCUGGAUUUUGCGAAAGACCAGAUUAGAGAAGGUUUUGUCGAGGAGAUCAAAUUCACGGAGUAAGAAGGAUUCCAGAAAAGAUAAUGAAAUUAUCUCUGAAGCAGAAGAUGAUGCAUUAUAUGUUGAACGCAUACGUCUUGAAAAUAUGGAUCUCAGUUUCCGCAAUCUGUCAAGUAAAAUCACAAUUCAAGAACCCACCUUUGACAGGAUCAUUGUUAUAUACAGGCGAGCAAGUUCUCGAGUUAAAGCAGAACGGGGCAUAUAUGUGAAGCAUUUCAAAAAUAUCCCUAUGGCUGAUUUGGAAAUUGUCCUUCCAGAGAAGAAAAAUCCAAGUUUAACUCCAAUGGACUGGGUCAAAUUUCUUAUAUCUGCAGCAGUUGGACUGGUUGCGGUUGUAGGAUCCGUUGAAAUGCCUAAAGCUGACCUCUGGGUCAUGUUUGCUAUUCUUUCCACAGUGAUUGGUUACUGUGCUAAGAUUUACUUCACGUUUCAACAGAAUAUGACUACAUAUCAGAACCUUAUCACACAAUCAAUGUACGACAAGCAAUUGGAUAGUGGGAAGGGCACUCUUCUACACUUGUGCGAUGAUGUAAUUCAACAAGAAGUAAAAGAGGUCAUAAUUUCAUUUUUCAUAUUGAUGGAACAAGGGAAAGCUACUUUGGAGGAUCUUGACCAGCAAUGUGAAGAAUUAAUAAAGGAUGAAUUUGGUGAAGACUGCAAUUUUGAUGUUGAUGACGCAGUUCACAAAUUGGAGAAAUUAGGCAUAGUAUCUCGGGACACAAUUGGAAGGUAUUACUGUGUUGGCCUAAAGCGUGCUAAUGAGAUCAUAGGCACAACUACUGAAGAACUUGUCCUGAAAGCUAAACAAGGUUCCCUUUCUGCUUAAUAUUCGAAGCAACAUCUGUAGUAGCCCACAGAUUUAUCCGAUUGAUUGGUUAUUGUGUAUAAUAAGAAAGGCAUGGCUUUGUUGUUUGUUAACACUGGCGUGGCGUGCGUGACUGGGUUGGAUAGCAAUCAUAUCACUGCAUUGUUGUUUGCCACCACAUUGAAUUACAUUUUUUCUUGCAUUUCUUUUUUUGUGAAUUUCUAGUGAUGGUGUUUCUUCAUUCAUUUACAAACUAUCAUAUUCCCACACAUCUUAAUCUUACGGUGAUAUGUUUGUACCACGGUGAAACCCCUCUGUAUGUAUGCUUCUGCAAAAUCACUUUUAUGAUCGAAGAAUUAUUUGUU